UCACCAGCCGCCAUAAAUACCUACCCACCUCCCACCCCGCAAUCCAUUCCGCACCACCGCUCCGACGAACGGAACCAACAAAUCCCCAAGCCAAUCUCGUCUCCGAUCGACUCCAGCUCCCCUUCCUCCGGUCCUCCCCGCCGCCCCAAGAUGCAGAUCUUUGUCAAGACCCUCACUGGCAAGACCAUCACCCUUGAGGUCGAGUCGUCUGAUACCAUCGACAAUGUCAAGGCUAAGAUCCAGGACAAGGAGGGCAUCCCCCCGGACCAGCAGCGCCUCAUCUUUGCUGGCAAGCAGCUGGAGGACGGCAGGACCCUUGCUGACUACAACAUCCAGAAGGAGUCCACCCUCCACCUUGUCCUCCGUCUUCGUGGAGGCAUGCAGAUCUUUGUGAAGACCCUCACUGGCAAGACCAUUACGCUUGAGGUGGAGUCAUCCGACACCAUCGACAAUGUGAAGGCAAAGAUCCAGGACAAGGAGGGCAUCCCGCCGGACCAGCAGCGCCUCAUCUUUGCUGGUAAGCAGCUGGAGGACGGCAGGACCCUUGCUGACUACAACAUCCAGAAGGAGUCCACCCUUCACCUUGUCCUGCGUCUCCGAGGUGGUAUGCAGAUCUUUGUGAAGACCCUUACCGGCAAGACCAUCACUCUGGAGGUUGAGAGCUCAGACACCAUCGACAACGUCAAGGCCAAGAUCCAGGACAAGGAGGGCAUUCCCCCGGACCAGCAGCGUCUCAUCUUUGCCGGCAAGCAGCUGGAGGAUGGUCGCACCCUCGCUGACUACAACAUCCAGAAGGAAUCCACUCUCCACCUGGUGCUCCGCCUCCGCGGUGGUCAGUAAAUGCCCUGAGUACUCUGGUGGGUGCCCCUGUCGCUCGUGUGAAGUGUUAAGUCUCGUUUGUGUCAAGUCCUACCGUGUCUGGUUUCAUGGACCAUCGAGUCCCUGUGAGAUGUGUUGGUUUCGUUUAAACAGUUGUGA
This is a messenger RNA of Triticum dicoccoides, 978 nucleotides long. RefSeq names its product polyubiquitin 11. Gene Ontology annotation, molecular function: protein binding. The transcript is spliced from 3 exons. Lineage: Eukaryota; Viridiplantae; Streptophyta; Magnoliopsida; Poales; Poaceae. The record is from RefSeq and is a predicted model, not a curated record. Bases 151 to 840 code for a protein of 229 amino acids.